Dufourea novaeangliae is the source of this 2499-nucleotide messenger RNA. It is a transcript of the gene Nsun2, whose product is annotated as tRNA (cytosine(34)-C(5))-methyltransferase. The record is from RefSeq and is a predicted model, not a curated record. Gene Ontology annotation, molecular function: tRNA (cytidine-N5)-methyltransferase activity; tRNA binding. NCBI's taxonomy places the organism in Eukaryota, Metazoa, Arthropoda, Insecta, Hymenoptera, Halictidae. The transcript is spliced from 11 exons. Gene Ontology annotation, biological process: tRNA methylation. Bases 94 to 2499 code for a protein of 801 amino acids. Gene Ontology annotation, cellular component: cytoplasm; nucleus.
UUCAAAGAACGAAUUUGUUGGUGCUCUAGGAGCACGUGUUCAUUGGUGUUCAUUGUUAAAUGCUUGUUUUAUAAACGUAUUUUCGAAACAAUAAUGGGAAAAGGACGAAAACAUACGCCGAAAAAGAAUUUCGCUGAGAAGCGCCGUGAAAAACAAAAGGAAAAAGACAAGUGGCAUCAUACACCUCACCACAGCUAUGCAGACAUUGUUAGAGAAAAUAAGGAGUUUGAAAAUUAUUAUAAAACUCAGGGGAUUGUACCUGAUGACCAGUGGGAAUCAUUUAUAAAUACAAUGAGAAAGAAUCUUCCAGUAGCCUUUAGGAUUACUGGAUCAAAAUCAGAAGCUAAAAGACUACUUGAGACUAUUAAAGGAGAUUUCUUUAAAAAAGUCUUGAAUACACGUCUAGAAAAUGAUUCAGAAAAUAGUGAGGAAGCAAAGGAGAUAUUACACUGCCUGCCAUUUUAUCCUGAUGGCUUAGCUUGGCAAUUACAAUUAACCAGAAAAGAUAUUAGGAGAUCUAAAGCUUACUUUAGAUUACAUAAUUUUUUAGUUGUUGAAACAGACAGUGGAAGCAUCAGUAGGCAAGAGGUGGUUAGCAUGGUACCACCUUUAGUAUUAGAUGUAAAACCUUCACACAAGGUUUUAGAUAUGUGUGCUGCUCCUGGCUCAAAGACUGCACAGCUAAUAGAAAUGAUACAUUCCGAAGAAGGAACUGCACUCCCAGAGGGUUUUGUAAUAGCCAAUGACUUGGACAAUAAUCGUUGUUACAUGCUUGUACAUCAAGCAAAGAGACUCAAUAGCCCAGUUAUUUUAAUUACAAACCAUGAUGCCUCUGUAUUGCCCAAUUUCACUUUUACAAAAGCAGAUGGUACACAGAAUCCAUUACGAUUUGAUAGAAUUCUUGCUGAUGUACCAUGUAGUGGAGAUGGUACAAUGAGAAAAAAUCCAGACAUUUGGUGCAAGUGGAGUCCUGCAAAUGGCAACAAUCUUCAUGGAAUCCAGUAUAGGAUAGCAAGGAGGGGUUUGGAGCUACUAGCUGUUGGUGGUAGAAUGGUGUAUUCUACUUGUUCAUUAAAUCCAAUAGAAAAUGAAGCUGUGCUUCACAGACUUCUUCUUGAAACUGGAGACUCUGUAAAGAUAGUUGAUGGCAGAGAUUUAGUUCCUGGAUUAGUGUGUGAUCCAGGUGUGUCGCAUUGGUUACCGGCAUCCAAGGAAUUGCAGUAUUAUAAAACGUGGGAAGAUGUGCCCGAACAGUGGCAAACACAAGUUCGGCCGAAAAUGUUCCCACCAAAACCCGAGGACGCUUCUAAGUUUCAUUUCGAACGAUGUAUGAGGAUAUUACCACACCACCAAGAUACCGGAGGUUUUUUCGUGGCCGUUUUAGAGAAGAUAAAACCAUUACCUUGGGAAUCUUGUCAAGAUAAUUCUGAUGCCAAAGAAGGCACGAAAGAAUUAAAUAUAAAGGAAGAAGCAGAGAAAGAAUUAAAUAUAGAGGAAGAAGCAGAGAAAGAUAAAGAUAACAGUGCAGCCUUAAGGAAGAGAGCAUUAGAUGAUGAGAAUAAAUCACGGGGGCCGAGAAGAAAACGUAGGAGAGUUAAGGGUUUUAGAGAAGAUCCAUUCGUCUUCUUCAAAGAUGAUCAGGAAGACGUCUGGUUGUCUAUUAAAAAAUUUUACGAUAUAUCCGAUGAAUUGGAUCCUAAAUGUUUGUUGGUUCGAAAUUUAGGUAGAAAGAAAAAAAACAUCUAUUACACAUCGCCCGAAAUUCGCAAUGUCGUUCUUUCCAAUGAAGAUCAAAUAAAAUUGAUAAAUACGGGUGUAAAAUCAUUUGUACGAUGUGAUUACAAAACCACGAGCAAAAAUAUGAAUAUUCCAUUUAGACUUGCAUGGGAGGGACUGCAAACUCUUAUUAAUUAUAUUGGCGAUGGUAGGAGGGUUUGGUUGAAUAAAGAUGAUCUAAUAACACUAUUACAAAAUAAUAAUCCUAUGGCACCACCUGAGAUUGUUAAACUUCAUCCUGAUGCACAGGAACGUUUAAAGAAUCUUGGGACUGGUAGUUGUGUACUUGUUUAUGAAGAAAAAGCGACUGAAAAUCCAAAUCCAUUGAAAUUACAAAUAGUAGGUUGGAGGGGUACAAUGUCCCUGAGAGCUUACGUUCCGGUGAUAGAUGCGAUACAUUACUUACGUUUAUUAGGAGCUGAUUGUUCAAAAUUCGAAAAAAAUAAAUUUAAAGAGAAUCGUGAAUCUGCUGCUGAAGAAAUAGAUAAUGGCGAAGUUAUCGACAAAUCGGAAACAGUUGAUAAACCGGAAGAUACUAAUAAAACCGAAUCUACUGAUGAACCAAAAGCUACUGAUGAAACAGAAUCUACUAAUGUACCAGAAGCUACUGAUCAAUCAAAAGCUACCAAUGAACCAAAAACCGGUGAAAAUGACGUUACUGAAAAGGUGGACACUUCAAAAGAAGCUGAUGAACUAAAAAUAUGUAACGAAUCGAAAGAAUAA